AUGGCCACCAUGACAAUGACCAUGCCGGUGGCACCCACCAAGAAGACUGCCAGGAAGAAUGCGAAGAGUGUCCCUGAGAACGAGCGCUAUAUGCGAGCAUGCUCUGACAUCGCGAAUGCCCUCAUUCAAGACUACGAAUCAUCCAGGGACUCGUCGCAGCCAAAGAAGGAUAUCAACCUCAACAAGCUGCGGGGCACCUUUGCGAAAAAGCAUCAUUUGAGCACACAGCCGCCAUUGACAGCCAUCAUUGCCGCUGUACCGGAACACUACAAAAAGUACAUCUUGCCAAAGUUGAUCGCGAAACCCAUCCGAACUUCUUCGGGUAUCGCCGUUGUCGCCGUCAUGUGCAAGCCUCAUCGUUGUCCUCAUAUCGCAUACACCGGAAAUAUCUGUGUUUACUGCCCUGGUGGCCCCGAUUCCGACUUCGAGUACUCGACACAGUCAUACACUGGAUACGAGCCAACCUCCAUGCGUGCGAUUCGCGCGCGCUACGAUCCCUUCGAGCAGGCCCGAGGACGUGUGGAUCAGAUCAAGUCGCUUGGUCACAGCGUGGAUAAGGUUGAAUACAUUAUCAUGGGUGGAACUUUCAUGUCCUUGCCGGAGGACUAUCGGGAUACCUUCAUUUCGCAACUUCACAAUGCGCUUAGUGGAUACCAGACAGACAACGUGGAUGAGGCCGUGCUGGCUGGCGAGAUGAGUAACGUGAAGUGUGUUGGUAUCACCAUCGAAACACGACCUGAUUACUGCCUGGACACACAUCUGAGCAGCAUGCUGCGGUACGGAUGUACCCGUCUGGAGAUUGGUGUGCAGAGUCUGUACGAGGAUGUUGCGCGGGAUACUAAUCGCGGACACACUGUUGCCGCAGUAGCAGAGACAUUCAAGCUUGCAAAGGACGCUGGCUUCAAGGUUGUCAGCCACAUGAUGCCCGACUUGCCCAACGUCGGAAUGGAGCGUGAUCUGUUCCAAUUCCAGGAAUACUUCGAGAACCCAGAUUUUCGCACAGACGGUUUGAAGAUCUACCCCACGCUUGUCAUCCGUGGCACAGGUCUAUAUGAAUUGUGGCGUACCGGCCGCUACAAGAACUACACUCCCAACGCGUUGGUUGACCUAGUGGCUCGCAUUCUGGCCCUGCGUGAUAUUCCCAUGCCGCUGGUUACCUCCGGUGUCGAAAACGGUAACUUGCGCGAGCUGGCUCUGGCCCGCAUGAAAGAUUUCGGAACGACCUGUCGUGACGUUCGCACCCGUGAAGUCGGUAUUAACGAGGUAAAGAAUAAGAUUCGCCCCUCACAAGUCGAGCUCAUCCGUCGCGACUACACCGCCAACGGUGGCUGGGAGACUUUCUUAGCCUACGAGGACCCCAAGCAAGAUAUUCUCAUCGGCUUGCUUCGCCUGCGCAAGUGCAGUGAUACUCACACAUUCCGCCCUGAAUUCACUGGCCAACCGACUAGUAUCGUUCGUGAGCUCCACGUCUACGGAUCCGCUGUCCCGCUCCACGGCCGUGAUACCAACAAGUUCCAACACCGCGGAUUCGGAACCUUGCUUAUGGAAGAGGCCGAGCGGAUUGCACGAGAGGAGCACGGAAGCACCAAGAUCAGUGUUAUCUCUGGUGUUGGAGUCCGGAGCUACUACGCUCGUCUUGGAUACUUCCUUGACGGACCUUACAUGUCCAAGAUGUUGGAUCCCUGGGAGGAUGAAGAGUCAUAG
Messenger RNA from Penicillium manginii, 1704 nucleotides. RefSeq names its product Elongator subunit ELP3. Gene Ontology annotation, biological process: tRNA wobble base 5-methoxycarbonylmethyl-2-thiouridinylation. Gene Ontology annotation, cellular component: elongator holoenzyme complex; nucleus; cytoplasm. The record is from RefSeq and is a predicted model, not a curated record. Gene Ontology annotation, molecular function: acyltransferase activity, transferring groups other than amino-acyl groups; iron-sulfur cluster binding. The coding region runs from base 1 to 1704 and encodes 567 amino acids. The transcript has 3 exons. NCBI's taxonomy places the organism in Eukaryota, Fungi, Ascomycota, Eurotiomycetes, Eurotiales, Aspergillaceae.